CAGCGGCUGCGCCCCAUUCCAGGCGCCGCGCUCGCCCGCGGAGGAGGCGGCCCGGCCCCGGCAGCGGCGGCGCAGGGCCGGUCGAAGGGAGGACGAGCCUGCCAAGCUGGCGUCCGGAGGGGCUAUGGUGUCCCUCGCCCGCGGCUGCGGCGCGCUGGCCAGGGCUACAGGACCCGGCCUUCUGGCCCUGCUGCUCGCAGUCUGCGCCCCGCUCUGGCUGCAGGCGGAGGAGCUGGGUAAUGGCUGUGGGCACAUAGUGACCUAUCAGGAUAGUGGCACAAUGACAUCUAAGAAUUAUCCAGGGACUUACCCCAAUCACACUGUUUGUGAAAAGACUAUCACAGUCCCAAAGGGAAAGAGACUGAUUCUAAGGUUGGGAGAUUUGGAUAUCGAAUCCCAGACCUGCGCUUCUGAUUAUCUUCUCUUCACCAGUUCUUCAGAUCAGUAUGGUCCAUAUUGUGGAAGAAUGACUGUUCCCAGAGAAUUCUUGCUGAAUACAAGCGAAGUAACUGUCCGCUUUGAGAGUGGAUCCCACAUUUCUGGUCGGGGUUUUUUGCUGACCUAUGCCAGCAGCGACCAUCCAGAUUUAAUCACAUGUUUGGAACGAGGUAACCACUAUUUGAAGACAGAAUACAGCAAAUUCUGCCCAGCUGGUUGUAGAGACAUAGCAGGAGACAUUUCCGGGAACAUAAUAGAUGGCUAUAGAGAUACCUCUUUAUUGUGUAAAGCUGCUAUCCAUGCAGGAAUAAUUACAGAUGAACUGGGCGGCCGGAUCAGCGUGCUUCUGCGCAAAGGGAUAAGCCGCUAUGAAGGAAUCCUGGCCAAUGGUGUGCUCUCAAGGAUUGGUUCCCUGUCAGAAAAGCGAUUUCUGUUUACCUCCACUGAGAAUGACUCACUGGUGUGGCACAAAACAAGUCCAAACACGGGCGUUUCAACAGAGAGCAACGACAAGACAAUCACAAAGCUCAUCCCCUCAGAAGACAUGCCCACAGGAAUAAACAUUAUAACUGUGGUUAUUCCAUUGGUGCUCCUUGUCGCCCUUUUGCUGGCUGGAAUGGGAAUCUUUGCUGCCUUCAGAAAGAGGAAGAAAAAAGGAAAUCCAUAUAUAUCAUCUGAGGCCCAGAAAAUAGGCUGUUGGAAGCAGAUUAAAUAUCCCUUUGCUAGACAUCAAUCAGCCGAAUUUACCAUCAGCUAUGACAAUGAGAAGGAGAUGACACAAAAAUUAGAUCUCAUCACAAGUGAUAUGGCAGAUUACCAGCAGCCCCUCAUGAUUGGCACCGGGGCAGUCGCCAGGAAGGGCUCCACCUUCCGGCCCAUGGACACUGACGCCGACGAGGCCGGGCCGGGCGCCGAGGCCAGCAGUCACUAUGACUGCCCCCAGCGCGCCGGCCGCCACGAGUACGCGCUGCCCUUGACCCUCUCGGAGCCCGAGUACGCCACGCCCAUCGUGGAGCGGCACCUGCCGCGGGCCCACACCUUCUCGGCGCAGAGCGGCUACCACGUCCCCGGGCCCAAGCCUGCGCACAAACAUUCCCUUUCUUCGGGAAGCUUCUCCCCAGAGGCAGGGGCCACCAAGAGCGAAGACUAUCAGUUGCCACAAAGCCCCAAAUCCGCGGACAGGGGCUAUGACAAGCCCAAAGCCAGCAGCUGCGUCGCUGCCGAGAACGGAGACUCCACCUCUCAGAAGCCACAGAUGAAUCCCGGGAUGAAUGAUGGUUAUUCAGCCCCCAGAGACUGCCUCACACCCCUCAACCAGACAGCCAUGACUGCUCUUCUGUGAACACAAUGUGAAAGAAACCUGCUGUGGUACUGAGCGUGCGGCUGUUGCCAGUCACUGGAAGGUGGGAGACUGCUGUUCAGCUUGUUCGUGUGCGCGCGCACGUGACUCAAUAGGAUCCUAGAGAGCUUCUCAUACUGUUUACAAAACUGUGCAGCUGGUUUUGUUCUGAUCCUUAGGCGAGAGCCUGUUGGUUUUUGUUGGGCUAGAAAAAUGAAAAAUUUCUGAUGGCAUUUUCAUUUCUCUUAACUGUGAUAUUGAGCUGCUUUCUUGUAAAAUGUGCAAUCUGUACAGAGUUGUAUUUAACAAGAAUUAAAGUAACUUAAAGUUUGCUUUGUCAGAUUUUAGUUCUGCACAGAGGUUAAGUGAAAAAUGCAGCUGUUGCAAAAACAUAGUAGUACGUGUUCAUUUUUUUCAAAGUUUGAUUAUCUGAUACUGUGUUAACAGCAGGUCUGUUUAAACUUGAUCUUGUUAUUGUGGCUCAUUUCCUUUUCUUUGAUAACUAGAAUUAAAAGCAUUUUUAACAUUCUUCUCCUGGAAGAAAUGGAAUUACUUGAAGUAUGAAAACCACACCAGGUGGUUGCUUGUUAGAAAUCAUAAUUGUAGAUUAAAUAACACACACCACCUCAACAGCUGCUUGUUUCCCUAUGCUCCAUUUCAGAUGCCUGUGAAGCGGCCUGUCAGGGAAGCCCAUUACCCUGUGACCUGCCGGUACUCCACUGUUGCAGGCCUGAGGCAAUGGGCUCUCUGAGGAACUGGCUUCCUCCUCAGCAUAUGCCUUCAUAAAUACUAUGCAGCCUUCAUAUGCAAGUCUGCCUUUUUGAACUGCAAAGCCAAAUGCUGAGACUUAAAAGCAACCUAAACUGCUCUCUCUACAAAUUGUAAUGAAGGUGGCACAGCAAUUACAGCCUGAAUUACUGUGUCUGUUGUUUCUGUACUUCAGAUUUAAAAUAUUGCUGAAGUCAGAAACCCACACUUUUCAUGACCUUCAUAAAUGGUGCAUAUUGGUGACUUCCAUUAUUCCCUAAACAACAGAAUAAAGUUAUUUGACAGUCCAAUGAAAGUGCCUGAGGUCUAAAAAGAGCUUUCCUACUAAGAUGAUUAGAAGUGAACUGGAUUUUGUAAGAGAUAAUUUACCCCAACAUACCUACAAUUUUAGAGUAACCCAGACCUCAGCUGUACCUCAUGUUCAGUGAUUUUUAUCUGAGUUUGUAGAGUUAACUGUGGGGAUUUAAUUCUUUUGCCAAAGAGGAUUGUUUUGUUUAAUGGAAAAUAUGGACCAAAAAUUUUUUCCCUAAAACAUUUGUAACCCUAUUUGUAUGGUUAUCACUUUCUGUGAAAUGUAUAUAUAUUAAAGUAACAGGGGUGCUGGAAGGUCAUGGCAGACUAUCUGUUGGUUACUGUGGAGGAUAAACCAUUUACUUUUGGGAGUUUACAUGGUUUCAUGUGCAUACUAACUAAUAAACUAUACCAAAUCAGAUUGCCCCUGACUUUCAUUGGUGCCCUGUUUGCUGGGCUAUUGAGAGGCUCAUUCUGUAACCAAUUUCCCAAAAUGAAAAUCAACAAUUUUUUCCCUUUCCAGGUUAUAAUUUUAAAAUCAAAGAGCACACUUCUCUUCUGACACUCAUUCACAGGAAACCUGCAUAGACUGAUGUUAGUUUUACUAUAGAUAAUACCUCUGAUGCAUGAUCACUUUAGUUUAAAUUGCUUUUUUCUUUUUUUUAAGGAAUUUGGAGAAAGCUUUGUCUGGCUCACAUUUGUUGAAGCCAGGAGCCCUCAACCUGAACCUGCAAAAGUGUCCAAUGAGUGACCUUUUGAUGCCUGAGGACCAAAAACUCCAUCUUCAGAUCAUGCUAAUAUAAUUUUAUGAACAGGCAUCCUAUAAAGUGCCAUGAAGAUUGUUUUUGCACGUACAGAACACUGAUUUCCUGACAUAUCCUUGCCUCUAAUCACCUUUCCCCACACCUCAUUGUUUUUUCAUCCCAUAAAUAACCCUAAACUCAGGGAGGCAGAUUUGAAUUCAAGAGCUCCCCCUCCUUACUCUUGACCACCUCAUGAAUUAAAUUCUUUCUCAUUUGAAUUGGCUGACUGGGUUACCUGCAAACGUGAGACUGGUUCAGCUACAAUUCUCAAUUGAAGGGCAGAUGGUACAAUGAAGAGAGCAUGGCUUUGGAGACAGAUAGGUGUUGAUUCUAGAACGUGAUUGACCACAAACUAGUUGAGAAUUUUGGCUAGUUAUGUAACACUGAACCUCGGUUUCCUUA
Sciurus carolinensis (gray squirrel) is the source of this 4041-nucleotide messenger RNA. RefSeq names its product discoidin, CUB and LCCL domain containing 1 (gene Dcbld1). NCBI's taxonomy places the organism in Eukaryota, Metazoa, Chordata, Mammalia, Rodentia, Sciuridae. The coding region runs from base 125 to 1780 and encodes 551 amino acids. The transcript is spliced from 12 exons. The record is from RefSeq and is a predicted model, not a curated record.